This is a messenger RNA of Darwinula stevensoni, 213 nucleotides long. NCBI's taxonomy places the organism in Eukaryota, Metazoa, Arthropoda, Ostracoda, Podocopida, Darwinulidae. The record is from the annotation of a GenBank genome assembly.
AUGCAAAGGUCAUUGGACAAGUACUCAUUCUCAUCCGCACUCAAGAGAACCAAAAUGACUUACUGCUUCCUCCUCCCGUACCGGAACCCUGAAAGAAGUGGAUAUUCAGGGGAGCACUUCUCCAUAUCGGAUGGAGAAGAACCAAAUGGAAAUCAUAAACUGAACACACCACUGUUAGCACCCCACUCAUCCUCCAAACACGCACACGAAUGA